UCUACGAACACCCCUAGCUUCUGGCGUCUGCCGCGAGGACAGCAGACCACACGUUGUCGUCAAGAUAAUUAAAGAAAGGAAAAAAAAUGCCAAUAUGCCCAUCAAAGUAAAAGAAACGAAGGUCAAACCUACAGCUAUGAAUGCUGAAACUCCAAAGAAAGCCAAGAAGGUGGUGGAGCAGGAACCCAAGGUAGAGGAAACCAAAGUUGAGGAAACUGCUACACCCAAAAAGACCCCGAAGAAGACCGGCAAGAAGACCCCAAAGAAGGUGGAAACCGAGGAACCCAAAGAGAAGAUGGAAGUAGAGGAACCCAAAGAGAAGAUGGAAGUAGAGGACACUCAGGAGAAAGGGGAAGGAGGCAAAAAGGCUAAGAGGAGGAAGAGGAAGAAGGCAGUGAAGGCAGUAGAAGCAGAGACGAAGGAAAUCGAGUCCCCUCCAAAACAGCAGAAAACAAAAAAGACCCAGAAGACCGGAAAGAAAUCCCCGAAGGAGGAAUCCGAGGAACCCAACGAGAAUGUCGAGGGAGGUGAAAAGACCAAGAAGAAAAGGAAGAGGAACAGGAAGAGGAAGAUUUCUGAGAAGGCAGAAGAUACAGAGGCUAAGGAAAAUGAGUCCCCCCAAAAGAAAAAGAAAAUUAAUCAUAAUGUACCAGAUGAGAAGGUGGAGCUUAAAGGGGAGCUGUUGGACAUGCAUACAAAGCGGAAGAGGAGUAUCUGCGAGCGGACAGUGGUCAUCAGAAUGAAGAAGUUCAAACAAGAAUACGUUAAGGAGAGGCCAGAUAUGUGUAAGGACGCACUCUUCUUUGGCAUAAAGUUCGGAAAAUUGUGCUUCCUGGUUUACAAAUCGAAGGAACAGGCUGAGAAGAAGGUGACUGAACUAAAGAAAAGUCCAGAAGUGAACCAUGCAUGGCUCUGGAAGCAGCAGGAGAUUUGCACAGUUGUGAAUCCAUACACAUUGUUUGUUGAGCAUCUACCAGUGGGGACUACAGAGGAGGAAAUAAAGAAAAUAUUCCCCACAGCCACAGCCAUGCACUAUGAUUCACACAAAAAUGUUGUCAACAUGGCCUUCUCAACCAAAGAGGAUGCUGAGACAGUCUUCAGAGAAUCUGAAAAUAUGAAAAUGAAAGGUGUGGAGAUCAUUGCGCUUUACGGCAAAUAUGGCUACAACUGGGAGAGGGAACGCAGGCAGAAAACAGCUAAGUAGUUGAAACUUUCAGCAAAGUAGUUGAAACUUUCAGCAGAGU
This is a messenger RNA of Penaeus vannamei (Pacific white shrimp), 1244 nucleotides long. Its product is annotated as DNA ligase 1. The record is from RefSeq and is a predicted model, not a curated record. Gene Ontology annotation, molecular function: nucleic acid binding. NCBI's taxonomy places the organism in Eukaryota, Metazoa, Arthropoda, Malacostraca, Decapoda, Penaeidae.